Molecule: messenger RNA, 2277 nt
Organism: Rosa chinensis
Lineage: Eukaryota; Viridiplantae; Streptophyta; Magnoliopsida; Rosales; Rosaceae
Product: receptor-like protein EIX1
Exons: 3
Coding region: 1-2277 (758 amino acids)
Molecular function (GO): protein binding
Source: RefSeq, a predicted model, not a curated record
AUGAUGAUUCCCAAAUUCAUUGGCUCUCUGAGUCAAUUGAAAGAACUCAAUCUUGCAUAUGCUAAUUUCAGUGGACCUGUUCCUCCCCAACUUGGAAACCUCUCUAAUUUGCACACUCUUGAUCUUUCCUCCAAUGAUUUUGAAGGAAUGAUGAUUCCCAAUUUCAUUGGCUCUCUGAGUCAAUUGAAAGAACUCAAUCUUGCAUAUGCUAAUUUCAGUGGACCUGUUCCUCCCCAACUUGGAAACCUCUCUAAUUUGCACACUCUUGAUCUUUCCUCCAAUGAUUUUGAAGGAAUGAUGAUUCCCAAUUUCAUUGGUUCUCUUAGUCAAUUGAAAGAACUCAAACUUGCAGAUGCUAAUUUCAGUGGACCUGUUCCUCCCCAACUUGGAAACCUCUCUAAUUUGCACACUCUCGAUCUUUCCAGGAACAAAUAUAUUAGUUCAGAAAAUCUUGAGUGGUUAUCUCAUCUUUCUUCCUUGAGAGACUUGAGCAUGUCUGGGCUGAAUUUGUCUGAGACUCUGAAUUGGCCACAAUCUUUAAGCAAGCUCACUUUACUGACAGGGCUUCAGUUAUACCAGUGUAACCUUCCUGAUAUAGCCAAUGUCAACAGCAACUUUGUCCAUAUUGAUCUCCGUGCCAACAAUCUUGAAGGUCCCAUCCCAGAUGUCUUCACAAGCAUGCUUUCUCUAGUAACACUAGAUCUGUCUUGGAAUAAACUUGAAGGUGGGAUACCAAAAGGCUUUCAAAACUUAUGCAGCUUAGAGUCGUUGACCUUAUCCUCAAACCAAUUGUCUGAAAAUAUUGAGGACUCUGUUAAAACCUUGUCUUGUGCUGAGAACACACUUGAGAACUUGGACUUGAGUGAAAACCAGUUUUGGGGGUCCUCGCCAGAUUUGGCACGUUUUUCAAAGUUACGCGUGUUAGAUCUUUCCUCUAAUCAACUAAAUGGGUCUGUACCCGAGAGUGUCGGGCAACUCUCUAGCCUUGAAAUAUUAUAUCUCUCCGGGAAUUCUUUGAGUGGUGUCAUAACAGAAGCCCACUUUUUGAACCUCUCUCGUUUACGGGCUUUGGAUAUUUCUGGUAAUCGUUUCUCUAUCAACGUGAGCUCUGAUUGGAAUCCACCAUUUCAACUUGAUUCGUUAGAGAUGUCCUCUUGCAAGGUGGGCCCAGCUUUUCCCAAGUGGAUUCUAACGCAAACAAAUCUUUAUAGGCUUUAUCUUUCUAAUGCUAGACUAUCAGGAUCAUUACCUAUCCAGGUUUGGGAUCUAUUUUCUGGCUUAGAACUAUUACAUCUCUCUAUGAACCAAAUCCAUGGGAAACUACCGAAUCUGUCAUCGACAAGUUUAAGUUAUGUUUACUUGUCUUCUAAUCUAUUUUCUGGCGCGUUGCCAUCAUUUCCUCCUAUGCUCAGGUCUUUGUAUCUCUCGAAUAACAGUUUUUCAGGACCUUUGUCUUCCUUCUGUGCUCCAGAUUUAUGGUUUGUUGACAUUUCUAAGAACCUAUUGUCUGGGGAGCUUCCUAAUUGUUGGAUGCAAUGUCAAGAAUUGGAAGUGUUGGAUUUGGGAAAGAAUAAAUUAUCUGGAAAAAUACCAAGCUGGUUAGGCAAUCUACAGUCAAUUUGGAUAUUGUGUUUACAUGAUAACAACUUUUCAGGAGAAUUGCCUUCUUUAGAGAACUGUAUCGGUUUAGUGAUGGUUGACCUUGGCAACAAUAACCUGUCGGAAAAGAUACCAACAUGGAUUGGCCAAAGACUACCAAACUUGGUGAUUCUACGCUUACGGUCAAAUGAGUUUAAUGGAAUCAUACCCUUCUCCCUGUGCAAUCUAGCUGCCAUUCAUGUUUUGGACCUUUCUCACAACAAUAUUUCAAGAGGCUUGCCAGAUUGCUUCAAUAACAUAACCGCUUUGGCUGAUGAUUCUGGAGUUGAUGGUGAAAUUGUGGAACUUGUGUGGAAAGGAAUAGAAAUUGAGUUUGGGGAAAAUGUUGAGGGUAUGAGAGGCAUUGACAUUUCAAGCAAUUAUUUGGUUGGAGAAAUUCCGGAAAGUAUAACGAGUAUGACAAACUUGAUUUCUCUGAAUCUGUCUAGAAACAUAUUGACGGGAAAGCUUCCUGAAGACUUUGGUAAUAUGAAGAUGUUGGAAUCUCUUGAUUUGUUAAGAAACUGGAUAUCUGGUAAAAUUCCUACAAGUUUUGAAGAAUUCCAUCAGGCACCCAACUUCAGGGUUUUAAUGCUUCUCAAUAUAUGGGAAAUCGUGGACUUUGUGGACCACCGCUGA